GGCAAUUUCUGAGUCUCAGCCUCUCUCUCUCCCUUUCUGUCUCUGGUUUCUAAGCACACAUGUCAAGCUCUGGCAGGCUCAAGACUGUCUUCUGAAUUCCUGGAUUUUCUCUUUCUGGAAGUUCCCCUUGCGUUCUUAAUGAACCAUGGACAUCAUUGGCUUUCUGAAGUCUCAGUUCAUUUGCCACCUACUUAUCUGCUACAUAUUUAUAGUGUCGGGACUGAUAAUUAACUUCAUUCAGCUCUUCACACUUGUCCUCUGGCCAAUCAACAAGCAGCUUUUCAGGAAGAUCAAUUGCAGACUGGCUUACUGCAUUUCAAGCCAGAUGGUGAUGUUGCUGGAAUGGUGGUCAGGCACUGAUUGCACCCUCUACACUGACCCAGAGAGUUACCACAAGUACGGGAAAGAGAAUGCCAUCGUAAUCCUUAAUCACAACUAUGAAAUCGACUUUCUCUGUGGUUGGAACUUUUGUGAAAGAUUUGGGGUUUUAGGGAGUUCCAAAGUGCUUGCAAAAAAGGAACUUUCUUACGUGCCUAUCAUUGGUUGGAUGUGGUAUUUCCUAGAGAUAGUCUUCUGCAAGCGUAAAUGGGAGGAAGAUCGGAAAACUGUCAUGCAGAGCUUGCUCAAUCUCCGGGAUUACCCUGAAAAAUUUUGGUUCUUGAUACACUGUGAGGGCACGAGAUUCACAGAGCAGAAGCACCAAAUCAGCAUGCAGGUUGCUGAAGCCAAAGGCCUGCCUAAACUCAAGUAUCAUCUGCUGCCCCGGACAAAGGGAUUUGCUGUCACUGUGCAAAGUUUGAGAAAUGUAGUUUCAGCUGUGUAUGAUUCUACGCUCAAUUUUAGAAAUAAUGAGAAUCCAACUUUGCUGGGAGUUUUAAAUGGGAAGAAAUACCAUGCAGAUUUAUAUGUAAGACGGAUUCCAUUAGAGGAAGUCCCAGAAGACGAACAGGAAUGUUCUAAGUGGCUUCACAAACUCUAUCAAGAAAAGGAUGCCUUUCAAGAAGAAUACUACAGAACAGGAACCUAUCCAGCUACUCCCAUAGUGCCACCUCGGCGGCCAUGGACUCUUUUGAACUGGCUCUUCUGGGCCUUAUUGCUGCUAUAUCCUUUAUUCCAGCUGCUUAUCAACAUGGUCAGCAGUGGAUCAUCACUGACGCUGGCUAGUUUUGCUUUUGUCAUCAUUGUGGAUAAGCUUCCUGAUUCUGGACCACCCGAGUCCAUAAUAUCUGAUCAUAGAUUUACUGCACUCUGUCAAAGCAGAAAUUUCAGAGCCAGGUUUGUCAUGUCUUUCUGUUAUAACGGGCUCAAGGUAAGAGAGCUGAUAUGAGCAAGCAUCCGGCGAGGGGAAAGAGAUGAGGUAUUUGAGUGCUUCUCUUGCCUGUAAUCCUGAAUUCUGUUCCAAACCUUCCCUCUUCCUCUUCCAGACGCUCUGACCAAUCAUAUUAUAGAGUAAUAAAAAUAUUUGCUUGCAAUCUCAGCACUUGGUGUUUUGAAGAAAAGAAUCGUAUAAGAGAAAUGGCUGAUUCUAUGGUUAAAUCGGAGCAAUAAUAUAGUAGACUAGAAUACUAUAAUUAUCUUGGGUAGAUGGGAGCAAUAGAUUACUGGACUAUAUUUAACUACAUCAGUUCAGCUUGAACUCUUCAAGCCCCAAGAGUGAUUUAUAAUUCCAUACUGUGAAUGCUGAGCCAUCCCCUCUCACUGUGUUACACAAAAAUAAUAAUGAAAUAAAUGAUCUUGGUAUUCUUUUUAUGGGAAUUCCCAUCCCAAAGAGCAAGCAUCUAAGUGACUUAGAAUCCCAAAAUACCUACAUUGUAUUUUCAAAGGUGACUAGGAGCCUAAGUCUCAUUGACUUUUGGUGAGACUUAAGCUCCUAAAUUACUAAGGCACUAUUGAAAAUUUUACACUUAAUUCCUAUGGUACUUCUACUUAGUGGAGUUAGAACAAGAAAUGAGGGCUGAUUAAACCAAACUCUGGUAGCUCUAUUGGAAGAACUCCCAUUGAAGUUCAUGUGGUUAUUGACCCCCAGACAGAACACAGGACUGGGUCAUGUUCUGGAUUUCUACAUGGUAUGGAAGAGAACAGUUCUUGUUAUACCCAAAGUAUACUCUUUUUGUUAGUAAAGAAGCAGUCAACUGUUUUUCAAAGGGGAAUGUUGAUUUCAUAUGCAGGAGAAUAAAGGAUUGGUCUUGGGUUUUAAGGGGGAAAUAGCUCUUAAAUGUCUAAUGCUAAAAACAUAACAUUUGGGCUUUCUGACAUGGCUCCAGUCCAUAGAGUAUCUUUUACAGGCAAGAGAAUUAUACAAUUCAAAAUGAGCAUGAGUAAUAAUGAGAUCUCUUUAAAAUCUGCAUGAGCUUGUGUAUGUUUCUAUUAUACGUGUGCGAGUGCUGUCACGGGACCUGCUACCAUUGGCUGCAGUGGAAACAGGAGUGGAUCCCUACUGACAUAACUCCCAACAGCUCCGAAUAUGGACUGUAACAGGGUUUAAAAGGUUAAAAUAAACUGUUCUAUGUGGCAAAACUGGUGUUGUCCCGAGUAUAACUGAGGGCAGAAUGGGCCCCUAGUAUUGUCAGUAAAUUUAAAAACCUUCUAGAGUCUGCAGAAGCAAUUAAUUUGUGACCGAAUGAAAUCUGUGUGUAGUUUCACUUUCCGCAUGUGUAGCUGCAUGUUUUGUGCAUGCAACUUAGCCACACAGCUUUGGAAAAAGUUGCCCUUCUUCAACUCCCUGAUUUCUGUAUGUGUUCACUUUUUUUUAUACUAUUCAGGACUAGACCAAGUGGAAAUCUUGAUGAAGCAGCUUUGGUUGUUCAAAUGCUGUUGCAUAUAUGUCAGUUAUGUUAGCUAUAUGCCUUACAGAUGUAUUGUAAAAUAAAUAUGGAACUUCCCUAUACCUACCGAGAAUGUACUGACAUGUUGCUUACAGCAACAGUUAUGCUGAGGCAACUCCAGGAAUUAACUCGUAUGGGAGGAAAUUAACAUAUUUUUAAAUACUGUAUAUUACUAAAUAGGAUCUGUACUGAGACUCUUCUUAGGACUAAAACCAAUUGCAUAGAGGAAAGCUCACAGAAUUGGCUCAGACUGACAAGCUUUCCAAUCCCUGUGAAUAGUUUCAUUGGCCAGCACCCUGCCAAUCCGAGAGCAAGUCCCUAAUAGUCCUGUAAAUUGCUCAACUGGUCUGGGGCCAUAGCCAACCAGUCGGAGCCCAGCUCCCUCCUUAACACUGCUCUGGGGCAAUCUUCUCCCGGUUUUCAUCGUGUUUGUGUGUAAUUGGUUUCCUGGGGACCCACCAGCCAUAGGCUUCCCCUCUAUCAUCUUCUGAGAUAACUGAAACUUUCAUGGCAAAUUAGAAAGGCUGGAAUGACACUGUAGCAGUCACAGCCUGGUUACUCCUUCCCCUUCUUUAAUGAUCGCAUGUGUUCCUAUCAUUGCAGCUGUUGUUGGUUUUUUUUUAUUAUUAUAACCUUAAACCUGGCUGAAUCACAGCAAGGAUGGAAAUACCCAAGUUAGCAAUUUUCUUUUUCACAGGAGUGUAGUAAGUCAAUAAAAAUGUUCUGCAGGAGAACAAUAAAAACACCAUAUCCCAUUAUUCCUGGAAACAUAAGGUAUAAGAGAGAAAGAAAAGUUGAUUUCAAGUGUUACCUUUGAAUAGUAUUGCAAAUAUUUGAGUCAAGGCCAUGCCUUUUAAUUUUAUUGUAACUUUUGCUUGUAGUUUUGAAUUGACUCAAAAACCAGUGUUCUAUUAUAAGCUACAACAGAGUUCAGAGAAUGCCAAAGAGUUUGUACUUGUGGUUGAGAGCUCUGUUAGAGAAUCCUUUUCUGAGAGUGCAGCACAUUGAACUGUGGGCUCUGUUUAAAUUCUGGUUGCUGUGGUUCACAAAAGCAUAUCUUAGAACAUCAGAAUUGCAUCUUUUUUCCCUGGUUGUCUAGAGCACUCCCACUGUAAGUGGAAAUUUAAGAGAAAUGUGAAGAAUAAUCUUACAAUGUGUGAAGUGUAUUUUUUAAAAAAAAGGCACAAAUGUAAUUUCCCCCCCUCUCAAUGAAUGCACAUCAUGACAAGUG
This is a messenger RNA of Terrapene triunguis (Three-toed box turtle), 4056 nucleotides long. It is a transcript of the gene AGPAT4, whose product is annotated as 1-acylglycerol-3-phosphate O-acyltransferase 4. Gene Ontology annotation, cellular component: endomembrane system; mitochondrial outer membrane. Gene Ontology annotation, molecular function: 1-acylglycerol-3-phosphate O-acyltransferase activity. The transcript is spliced from 9 exons. The coding region runs from base 146 to 1327 and encodes 393 amino acids. Lineage: Eukaryota; Metazoa; Chordata; Testudines; Emydidae. The record is from RefSeq and is a predicted model, not a curated record.